GGUUUUGGAGCUCUGUGGUAAUGGUUCUGGUGGUUCUGGUGGCAGUAGUUUUGGUUCUAGUGAUAGUAGUGGCAGCAGUAGUGGUGGGGGUAAUAGCAGCACCACAGAAGCAGCUUUAAUUUAUUUAGAAGAAUCUGCACAAGGUGCUAUUAUAUCAGAUGAUGAAGCAAAUGAAAUU
Messenger RNA from Entrophospora candida, 178 nucleotides. The record is from the annotation of a GenBank genome assembly. Lineage: Eukaryota; Fungi; Glomeromycota; Glomeromycetes; Entrophosporales; Entrophosporaceae.